Messenger RNA from Cottoperca gobio, 1462 nucleotides. RefSeq names its product aldo-keto reductase family 1, member A1a (aldehyde reductase) (gene akr1a1a). The coding region runs from base 1 to 975 and encodes 324 amino acids. Gene Ontology annotation, biological process: aldehyde catabolic process. Lineage: Eukaryota; Metazoa; Chordata; Actinopteri; Perciformes; Bovichtidae. The record is from RefSeq and is a predicted model, not a curated record. Gene Ontology annotation, molecular function: alcohol dehydrogenase (NADP+) activity. The transcript has 8 exons.
AUGAGCUCCUUCGUGACUCUCUCCUCAGGGCAGAGGAUGCCCGUGAUCGGACUUGGCACGUGGAAGAGCGCUCCAGGACAGGUGAAGCAGGCAGUGCUGGCAGCUUUAGACUGUGGGUACAGACACAUUGACUGUGCUGCUGCGUACAGCAAUGAACAAGAAGUGGGAGAGGCUCUGUCUAUCAGGGUCGGCUCCGGCAAGGCUCUGCGUCGUGACGAGGUGUUCAUAACAUCCAAACUGUGGAACACCAAACAUGACCAGGCGGAUGUUGAGGAAGCGUGCAGGAGUAGUCUGGCCCACCUGGGUCUCUCCUAUUUGGACCUGUACCUUAUACACUGGCCCAUGGCAUUUCAGCGGGGGAAGGAGCUGAUGCCUCGACGGGAAGAUGGAAGUGUGUGUUACUCUGACACACACUACAGAGAGACGUGGGCUGCCAUGGAGAGCCUAGUGGACAAAGGUCUGGUCAAAGCUAUAGGACUGUCCAACUUCAACGCCAGGCAGACGGAUGACAUCAUCAGCAUGGCCAGACACGCACCUGUGGUGAAUCAGGUGGAAUGCCAUCCUUAUUUGUCUCAAGCAGAUCUCCUGUCUCACUGUCGGUCAGUGGCAGUUUGUGUGACAGCCUACAGUCCUCUGGGCAGCGGGGACAGACCCUGGGCCUCUCCUGAUGAACCAAGUCUGCUACAGGAUCCUCGACUGGGAGCUAUCGCGCAGAGAUACCAGAAAACAUCUGCCCAGGUUAUACUCAGGUGGCAUGUUCAGAGAGGUGUUGUGUGCAUCCCUAAAAGUGUGACACCCUCCAGGAUCCAGCAGAACUUGCAGGUGUUUGACUUUUCCCUGUCAGAAGACGACAUGAAGCAGAUUGAAUCCUUCAACUGCAACGAGCGCUUUAUUGUCCCGACAGUUGAGAGAGAUGGCAAGAGAGUUUGGAGAGAUGCAGAACAUCCUCAUUUCCCCUUCAAUUAUCCUUACUGAGUUUAAACACAAGAAAUGCAAUAUUGCAUUUCUUAAGAAGUUUGUCACUGACUGAAGAAACCAAAUAUCUAAACUGAAAUCGAAUGUGAUCAAAUUUUUUUAAUUUUUCCCUUUUGGAUGAAUAUCAUUAAUUUAAUGAGAGACUAGAUUUGUGGCAGUGCUUAAAACAUGCGUUUCUAGUCACUUUUAUAAAACUUCCUCUGCCAGUGACACUAUGUGGUCAGUGACAACUGCCUCUCUGCCCACUGACAGCUUUGAUCACCGUCAUCAUGUUUCAGAGUGGACUUUAAGAGACAAUCACUGAAUUACUGCAGCAGCGCUCUGAGCACUUCAUCUUUCAAUCAUGUUGCACUGAACUGAACAAUUCAUUAUUUUUAAAUCUAUUUAAGUGAAUAACUAUUGUGAAAGUCAAUUUAUCUUCUCCAUGUUUCUCAUGUAAAACAUCAAAUGCCUUUUGUAAAGACUGUACACGAACUCUGUAUCAAUA